Messenger RNA from Torulaspora delbrueckii, 3342 nucleotides. RefSeq names its product carbamoyl-phosphate synthase (glutamine-hydrolyzing) CPA2 (gene CPA2). Gene Ontology annotation, cellular component: cytosol; cytoplasm. Gene Ontology annotation, biological process: 'de novo' pyrimidine nucleobase biosynthetic process; UTP biosynthetic process; L-citrulline biosynthetic process. The coding region runs from base 1 to 3342 and encodes 1113 amino acids. NCBI's taxonomy places the organism in Eukaryota, Fungi, Ascomycota, Saccharomycetes, Saccharomycetales, Saccharomycetaceae. The transcript has a single exon. The record is from RefSeq and is a predicted model, not a curated record. Gene Ontology annotation, molecular function: dihydroorotase activity; ATP binding; aspartate carbamoyltransferase activity.
AUGAGCACAAUUUACAGCUCUACGGAGCCAACGAUCUCCACUUUCAACAGUCCACAUUAUAACCCGCAAUUGGUUGAAGGUGUCGAAUCGGUUCUUAUCGUCGGUUCUGGUGGGUUAGCCAUUGGACAAGCUGGUGAGUUUGACUAUAGUGGUUCCCAGGCCAUCAAGGCUUUGAAGGAGGCAAACAAGCAAACGAUCUUGAUUAACCCUAACAUUGCCACUAAUCAAACUUCCCAUUCUUUGGCUGAUAAAAUCUACUAUAUUCCAGUGACCCCAGAAUACAUCACAUAUGUCAUUGAACGUGAGAGACCAGAUGCAAUCUUGUUGACCUUUGGUGGUCAAACCGCUCUGAACUGUGGUGUGGCUCUAGAUAGGAUGGGCGUCUUGCAAAAAUACAACAUCAAGGUUUUGGGUACUCCAAUCAGAACUUUAGAGCUGACUGAGGAUAGAGAAUUGUUUGCUCAGGCUCUACAAGAAAUCAAUAUCCCAAUCGCCAACUCUAUUGCUUGUGAAACUUUGGAUGAGGCCCUUAGCGCCGCUGACGAGGUUGGCUACCCUAUCAUCGUUAGAUCUGCCUACGCCUUAGGUGGUUUAGGUUCCGGUUUUGCCAACAACGCAAAAGAAUUGAAAGAAUUAGCAUCUCAAUCGCUUUCCCUAGCACCACAGAUCUUGGUCGAGAAGUCCCUAAAGGGCUGGAAGGAAGUUGAGUAUGAAGUCGUCAGAGACAGAGUCGGCAACUGUAUUACUGUCUGUAAUAUGGAAAAUUUGGACCCACUGGGUGUUCACACCGGUGACUCCAUCGUCUUUGCUCCAUCUCAGACUCUAUCAGAUGAAGAAUACCACAUGUUGAGAUCCGCGGCUAUCAAGAUCAUCAGACAUCUAGGUGUCAUUGGUGAAUGUAACGUCCAAUACGCUUUGCAACCAGAUGGAUUGGAUUACAGAGUUAUUGAAGUCAAUGCUCGUUUGUCUCGUUCCUCUGCCUUGGCUUCCAAGGCUACUGGUUACCCAUUAGCCUACACCGCCGCUAAGAUUGGUUUGGGUUACACUCUUCCAGAACUACCAAACCCAAUCACCAAGACUACUGUGGCCAACUUUGAACCUUCGCUAGACUAUAUUGUUGCCAAGGUUCCAAAAUGGGAUCUGUCCAAGUUCCAAUAUGUUAACAGAGAAAUUGGAUCUGCCAUGAAAUCUGUCGGUGAAGUCAUGGCUAUCGGCAGAAACUUCGAAGAAGCUUACCAAAAGGCUUUGAGACAAGUUGACCCAUCUCUACUGGGUUUCCAAGGUUCUGAUGAAUUUGGUGACAAAUUGGAUGAAGCUCUUUCUGUUGCUACCGAUAGAAGAGCAUUGGCCGUUGGUCAAGCCUUAUUGCAUGAAAACUAUACGGUCGAGAGAGUCCACGAGUUAACCCAUAUCGAUUCCUGGUUCCUACACAAAUGCAUGAACAUUGUUAAUAUGUACAAAAAACUGGAAGCCGUUAACUCUUUAGAAGCAUUGGACAAACAGUUGUUGCAAGAUGCUAAGAAAAAGGGUUUCUCUGACAAACAAAUUGCACUAUCGAUCAACAAGAACUCUGACGCCAAUGUCCACGAGUUGGAUGUCAGGAAAGUUAGAAAAUCAUUUGGUAUCAUUCCAUUUGUCAAGAGAAUCGACACUUUGGCAGCUGAAUUCCCAGCCAACACCAACUAUCUGUACACCACUUACAACGCUACCAAGAAUGAUGUAGAAUUCACCGAUAAAGGUAUGCUAGUUCUCGGUUCCGGUGUCUACCGUAUUGGUUCCUCUGUUGAAUUCGACUGGUGUGCCGUCAACACCGCUAAGACUCUAAGAGGUGAAGGUAAGAAGACCGUUAUGAUCAAUUACAAUCCAGAAACCGUUUCUACUGAUUUCGACGAAGUCGACAGACUAUACUUUGAGGAACUAUCUUUCGAAAGAGUCAUGGACAUCUAUGAGCUGGAGAAUUCUGAAGGUUGUGUGAUCUCAGUUGGUGGUCAAUUACCACAAAACAUCGCACUCAAAUUGCACGAAAACGGUUGUAACACCUUGGGUACCAGCCCAGUGGACAUCGACAGUGCUGAAAACAGACACAAGUUCUCAUCCAUCUUAGACUCUAUCAAUGUUGGUCAGCCAGAAUGGAGUGAAUUGACCUCUGUCAGUGAAGCCAAGAAGUUCGCUAACAAAGUCAGCUACCCAGUGUUAAUCCGUCCAUCUUACGUUCUAUCAGGUGCUGCCAUGAACGUGAUCCACAACGAAGAUGAGCUAGAGGACAAAUUGACUUUGGCCUCUGCAGUUUCACCAGACCACCCAGUGGUGAUGUCCAAGUUCAUUGAGGGAGCCGAAGAGAUCGAUGUCGAUGCUGUUGCUUACAAAGGUGAAGUGCUAGUUCAUGCAAUCUCCGAGCACGUCGAAAACGCUGGUGUUCAUUCUGGUGAUGCUACUUUGAUCCUACCACCUCAACAUUUGAGUGAAAAGAUCAAGAAGGAAUUGAAGGAGAUCGCCGACAAAGUCGCCCACGCAUGGAAAAUCACUGGUCCUUUCAAUAUGCAAAUUAUCAAGGAUGGUGAAGAUUUGAAGGUCAUCGAAUGUAACAUCAGAGCAUCUAGAUCCUUCCCAUUUGUCUCCAAGGUACUAGGUGUUAACUUCAUCGAGAUCGCCGUCAGAGCCUUCUUGGGUGGUGAAAAAGUACCUAAACCAGUGGACUUGAUGAGCAAAAAAUACGAUUACGUGGCUACGAAAUGUCCACAAUUCUCAUUCACAAGACUAGCCGGUGCCGAUCCCUUCCUCGGCGUAGAAAUGGCUUCCACUGGUGAAGUCGCUUCCUUCGGUAAAGACGAGAUUGAAAGUUACUGGACCGCAAUGCAAAGUACCAUGAACUUCCACGUCCCAUUGCCACCAAAUGGUAUCCUAUUCGGUGGUGACCUGAACAAGCCAUUCUUGGGUGAAGUUAUCAGCACAAUCUCCUCUCUAGGUUUCAAUUUCUACGUUGCCAACGAAGCAGCCAAGCAAUACCUAGAGAAAUACACCAAGGACCCCGUCUCUGUAAUUGAAUUCCCAAAGAAUGAUAAGAGAGGCCUACGUGAAGUAUUCCAAAAAUACGACAUCAAACUCGUGUUCAACUUGGCUUCUAAGAGAGCCGAUCACACCUUAGAUGAGGACUACGUGAUGAGAAGAAAUGCUAUUGAUUUCGCCAUCCCACUAUUCAACGAACCACAGACCUCUAAGCUAUUCGCCAGAGCCUUGAAGGCCAACAUCGCCGAAAAAAUUAGAGUUCUGGACUCAAAGGACGUAGUAGUUCCAAGCGAGGUGCGUUCAUGGGAGGAAUUCGUUGGCUUCAAGCCAGUGUGA